AUGUCGACCUCCGAGCUUGCCUCUUCCUACGCCGCUCUCAUCCUCGCGGAUGACGGCAUUGAGAUCACCGCCGACAAGCUCCAGACUCUGAUCUCCGCCGCUAAGAUCGCCGAUGUCGAGCCCAUCUGGACGUCGCUGUUCGCCAAGGCGCUUGAGGGCAAGGACGUCAAGGAGCUUCUGCUGAACGUCGGCUCUGGUGGCCCUGCUGCCGCCGCGCCUGCUGGUGGUGCUGCCGCCGCUGCCGGUGGUGCUGCCGAGGAGGCCAAGGAGGAGGCCAAGGAGGAGGAGAAGGAGGAGUCCGACGAGGACAUGGGCUUCGGUCUUUUCGACUAA
This is a messenger RNA of Lasiodiplodia theobromae, 333 nucleotides long. RefSeq names its product 60s acidic ribosomal protein. Gene Ontology annotation, cellular component: ribosome; cytosolic large ribosomal subunit. The coding region runs from base 1 to 333 and encodes 110 amino acids. The record is from RefSeq and is a predicted model, not a curated record. Gene Ontology annotation, biological process: translational elongation; cytoplasmic translation. The transcript has 4 exons. Gene Ontology annotation, molecular function: structural constituent of ribosome; ribonucleoprotein complex binding; protein kinase activator activity. Lineage: Eukaryota; Fungi; Ascomycota; Dothideomycetes; Botryosphaeriales; Botryosphaeriaceae.